Tricharina praecox is the source of this 3150-nucleotide messenger RNA. RefSeq lists its product as uncharacterized. The transcript is spliced from 9 exons. The record is from RefSeq and is a predicted model, not a curated record. Lineage: Eukaryota; Fungi; Ascomycota; Pezizomycetes; Pezizales; Pyronemataceae. The coding region runs from base 1 to 3150 and encodes 1049 amino acids.
AUGUCUAUCGCCCCGCCGCCGCCGUACGCCAAGCACCGUUCCGAGACACUCUUUCAAAUCCCGUUUCUUGCGCCCACGGGCAUUGAACUCAACGAUGUCCUAUCCCGAUCACUCAGUAGGCUCUCGUUGCGGUUCCCGUCCACGCCCACCGGUGCCGGUAUCAUUACCGCCAAGCUAUGCGAGCCGGAAGAACGCGAACGAUGGAUGCUAUGGGUGCGCACGUGGGAUCCUGUCUGUGCUAUCCACAUCAGACGGGCGAUGACGGAAGUGGGCUUGCACGUUGUUUGGAUCGAGACCAAGUUCAGGGGCUACGAUAGGACGCACUUCUAUGGCCUGAUGGAUGAGACGAGUUUUUUGUUCUACAUGUGGGAGGAGUAUGUGUGGCAAAUGCGGGGGACGGAUCUAAAUGUCACGAUGAAGGCAGAGGAUUGCAUGAUUGCGGGAAGCUUGCCGGGUCAGCUGAAGAGGUUGGAUAUUCCGUGUCCAAGUAAUGGAAAAGUUCGCAAAGUUCGCAAGCUCGUGGAGAAAGCGAAGAAGGUCGUGCGAAGAGUCCACAAAGUUAUGACGCCGGCGAGGGAAGAAAGGGCGAACGAUUCGGUAGAGACGAGCGAAUCGGAAUGGACGAGCGAGUCGGAAUGGACGAGCGAAUCGGAAGGGACGAGCGACUCGGAAGGAACGAGGGAUUCGGAAGGAACGAGGGAUUCGGAAGAUGCUGAAAUCGUGCAUGGGCAGAGUGAUCUGAAAGACGCCUGGAAAAAACAUGUGAUGGAGAAUCAGCCAAAUCAUGAGGAAGACGAAGAUGUGGAGACGAUGCAUUUUGGCUGUGACGGUGCCGGAUUGCUUGAACCGGGCAUGCGCCACGCUAAUGAAGCGAUUGCGAACUUGGAUCAAUUCGAAGAUUACAUUCUGACCGCGAGCGAUCAUGUCGAACACACAAUCAUGAUACAUCUUCAAUCGAUCACAUCGAUCAUUAGGUGCUCCAUGAACCAGUUUCCAUCCCCGUUUGAUACCAAAAAAUCUUUGGGAAGCGCACCGGAAGCACCACCGCAGUUCGUCGACUCGCCCAGUACCGAUUUGGGUAUCGACUACUUACUGGCUGAGGCCGCUGAAUGGUACGGUGCCGAUCGCGUCCUCAACUAUAAUUCCGAGACACCUAUCGGAACUGUAACCGAACCACAAAAUAAUGCCGAUUCAGCGCACGUGGAGCCCGCAGCUACGCUGAGCGAAGCUGUCGCCAUCGUCGCGAGUCCAAUGCCGCCGUCAAACACUUCCUUUGAGACGUCGGAUAGUAACAGACCUGAAUUAGCGACGGACGAGAAACCUGUUUCCCCCAGCAAGCCGGCUGCUAGUCCGGACACCAAGGAGGUUCCAAAGACACCGGAUAUGAGGGAACAUGCUGGUCGGCGAGCCCUGGAAUGGCUGUCACCAUAUGAUCCUCUCCUCGUGCUUGCAGAAACUCCUGGAUCCGCGUUCGCCGGAGAAACCUCUGGUGGAACGACCGAGAAUGUUCAAGAUCCGAAAAACCCCGAGAUUCUCUCAGUCCGGAAGAUAACCCCCAACCUUAAAAGGAGCAACGCCGUACGCAGACCAUCGCGGCAUUCGACAAGCCCUUUCGCGAGUCCCCUCACGCCGUCGAACAUGUCGUUCGAUACGUCGGAACGGAAGGCACCAGAAUCAUCGGCGGACAUUACCGCAGAUGCCCCCAGCAAGCCUGCCCGUGGUCAUGACACCUUAAAGGUUCCGGAGUCGCCAGGCACGCAGGAACAUCCUGCUCAGCAGGCCGAGGAAAACGUCUCCCCAUCUGAAUGUCCACCCGGACCGGAUUAUCAUCCUCGAAAAGUGCUUGGUGGUCCUGACACCAAGAACGUUCCAGAGCCACCGGGCACACCGGACACCCGGCGUACCACCCAGACCACCCCCAAGGUCACCUGCGUCGGCCCCAAUACCACCUCUGGCAUCCCCCGUACUUGCCAGUCAUCCGGGAGAAGCAGCCACCGGCAACGGAGGAAUAUGCUGAAGAGCAGGACGAGGGCCCUCCUUCACCAUAUGAACCACCCGCCGUACUUGCAAAACAUCCUAAGCCUCCCACCGUACCGCCCCGGCCACCCCCAAGGCCACCUGCACCACUUUCCUUACCACCCAUGGCAUCCCUCGUACCUGUCAAUCUUCCUGGAGAGGCAUCUGACCGUCCGGACACCAAGGGCGUUCCAGAGCCACUGGGCACGGCGGAGAAUGUUGGCCAGGAGGUGCAGAGAUGGCCGUCACCAUAUGAACAUCCCACCGUACUUGCCAGUCAUCCUGGAGAAGCUUCUCUUGGUUCUGUCAUUAAGGUGGUUCCAGAGCCACCGGCCACGGAGGAACAUCCUGCAGAGCAUGACGAAGGCCCUCCUUCACCGUGCGCAACCAAAACACAGUCCCGAAGAACACCACCCAGCUGAGACGAAGGGGUGCCGUACGGAUCACGGGUCGGGAGACGAGCGUAACAAUACCACGAAACGCAGGGCCGAGGGGUACUGCUGUGGUUUCAAACGCCACAUCACGUGUGGGAAAAGUAGAUGCGCCGAGGAAGGAGCCGGCGCCCAAGAACCCAGCAAGAACCACGACUGGCGGAGCCCCUGCAAAAACGGUGACUUUUGGAGCCCCCCCAGAAAUACCACUGGAGGAGCCCCUCCAAGAAAUGUGACUAGUGGCGCCACUCCCAGGAGCACCACUGGCGGAGUUCCUCCAAGAGGCACCAUUGGCGGAGGCCCUCCACAAACGCCAGUCGCUCCAAGAACGGCCACUGCUGAGGCUAAGGCAGAGAAACAGGCGCCGUACAUGUCGAACUUCACGGAGAACCUCAAUAUAUUCGUCGAUACUGCUGCCACAAAUGCUGAGGCCAAGAAGGAGGAUGACAGGAUGUCUUUGCGCACUGCGCUCCAAAAUACCGGACCUUCGAAGCAACAGCUGGAGAAAGAAAAGCUGGACUACCACAAACGUCGAGCCUUCUUCCAUAAAGAUCUCGACAAGUGUUUAGCUGCCGUCGCCAGUGCCAUCGACAACCAGCGGGCUCGAGCGAUCCACACCAGCCGUGACACAAACACCAAGGCGCUUGGCAUGCUGAACAAACAGAUGAAGGAUGCUCUGAGGUGGUGGGACGCAACAGAAUAA